GUACCAUUGCCGGCCGUGCGCAGCCGGGGCUCCGCCGCCCGGGUUGAUUUAUUUACCCCGCGGUCCCCGCCGUAUCUCAAGGACCCCUCACUCACAAGAACAGAAAAAAAAGGGGCAGCUUCAACCCUCCAUCGCGGUCCAAGCAAAUCUAGCGUAGACCAGACAAGGUCCAAAUCUCAUCUACCUACCUACUUUAGAUAGCCAGCUACCUAGCCACCCGCCAUGCCAGUUAGCAACCUCCUCGCUGGCAAAACAGCCAUCAUCACCGGCGGGACCACUGGCAUCGGACGGGCCAUCGCCCUCGGGUUCCUGGCGCAGGGCUGCAAUGUCGCGGUGAACCAUCUAGACCUAGAGAAGGACAAACCCCACCUCGUCAGCCUGCUCGCCGAGGCCGCCGCGCUGAAAGACAGCAACCCGUCGGCAGGGUCACUGGCCCAUCUACCAGGCGACGUACGCGACCCGGCGACGGGCGCCGCGCUCGUAGCCUUUGCACUGUCAUCCUUCCAGACCUCCCGUCUAGACAUCUGCGUCUCCAACGCGGGCGUGUGCACUUUUGCCGAUUUCCUCUCCCUCUCACCGGACCUGCUGCAGACGACGGUGCGCACCAACCUCGACGGCGCCUUCUACGUCGUGCAGGCCGCCGCCCGGCAGAUGGCGCUGCACCAGACCCCGCCGGGAGGCUCCAUCAUCGCCAUCUCGUCCAUCUCGGCGCUUGUUGGUGGCGGACUGCAAACCCACUACACCCCGACCAAGGCUGGUGUCUUGUCGCUUAUGCAGAGCACUGCUGUUGCGCUGGGAAAGUAUGGGAUUAGGUGUAAUGCCCUGCUGCCGGGGACGGUUAGGACGCAGUUGAAUGAGGAGGAUUUGAAGGACGAGAGGAAGAGGGAGUAUAUGCAGGGGAGGAUACCGCUCGGGAGGAUUGGGGAGACGAGGGAUUUGGCGGGGCCUGCGGUGUUUCUGGCUUGUGAGGAGCUGAGUGGGUAUGUAACGGGGGCGCAGUUGUUGGUGGAUGGGGGGUUGUUUGUUAAUUUGCAGUAAUGGUCUUCAGCUUGUCAAGGUGGGACCGGGGAAAGGGGGUUGAUGAAGAGACGUUGGAGUAGGUAUUUAGAGCAGCUUUGGAAAACACGCCUACCACAGUUACCACUUUCUUGUCGAUACUGUUAAUGAUCACUGCUGAGAAGACCGGCAGGGAACGGGGGCCAGGUGCAAGAAUCAAUUGUACUCUUUUGGCCCUUGAUUUGCUGCCUCUACUCCGGUAGCAAUACGUCCUAACCUUAAGACAGGUUACCCAACUGCGAUAGGUGGGGUCGGAAAGGGGCUGAAAACGGUAACUCUGGCAUUAAGAGGCCAUUUGGGCUUUGUCCGGAACGUCAUCGUUCCGCCACCGGGGCGUUGAACGGUUGCCCAAACUUCCAGAAGCAGUUGAUCG
Molecule: messenger RNA, 1429 nt
Organism: Canariomyces notabilis
Lineage: Eukaryota; Fungi; Ascomycota; Sordariomycetes; Sordariales; Chaetomiaceae
Product: NAD(P)-binding protein
Exons: 2
Coding region: 223-1038 (271 amino acids)
Molecular function (GO): oxidoreductase activity, acting on the CH-OH group of donors, NAD or NADP as acceptor
Source: RefSeq, a predicted model, not a curated record